Molecule: messenger RNA, 1638 nt
Organism: Nerophis lumbriciformis (worm pipefish)
Lineage: Eukaryota; Metazoa; Chordata; Actinopteri; Syngnathiformes; Syngnathidae
Source: RefSeq, a predicted model, not a curated record
AUGGCGGACGGUGUAGAUCACAUCGACAUCUACGCCGACGUCGAGGAGGAGUUCAGUCAGGAAGCAGAGUACCCGGUACAUGAGCAGAUCGACCUGUAUGACGACGUGAUCUCCCCAUCCGCCAAUAAUGGCGAUGCACCGGAGGACCGCGAAUACUUGGACUCAUUGCCUGCACAAGCGGGUUCCGAUGGAGGCAAAGCACCCGCACCCAAUGUGGUGUACACUUACAGCGGGAAGCGGAUCGCCCUGUACAUCGGGAACCUCACAUGGUGGACCACGGAUGAGGACCUCACAGAAGCAAUCCGCUCAAUGGGGAUCACAGAUUUGUUGGAAAUCAAAUUCUUUGAAAACAGAGCCAACGGGCAAUCAAAAGGGUUUGCCUUGGUCUCUGUGGCCUCAGACACCUCAUCCAGGAAGCUAAUGGACCUUUUGUCCAAAAGAGAGUUGCAUGGUCAGAAUCCUAUUGUAGCACCCUGCAACAAGCAAUCCCUCAGCCAGUUUGAGAUGCAGUCCCGUAAAAGUGCUCAAUCAGGACAGAUGUCGGGCGAAGGCAAAGCUGGGCCUCCCGGCGGCGGCCGUGCUGGAUUUCCUAUGGGCAGUCGCGGAAGUCGAGGCAGGUUUCCUGGACCUCCCGGUGGCCCCGGUGGGGAUCGUUUUCCGGGCGGUGUCGGGCCUGGAGGACCGCCGCCACACUUCCCUGGUGGGGUGCAGGGCCCACCUCGACCCCCUCCCGGGCCCCCCGGCCCGCCCGGACCGCCUCCUGUCCAGGGUCUGCUGCCUCCUCUUGGUCCUCCAAAUCGGGGUGACAGGCCACCUCCCCCAGUUCUCUUCCCGGGUCAAUUUGGCCAGCCGCCUUUAGGGCCCCUGCCGCCCGGCCCGCCACCCCCGGGUUAUGGUCCACCUCCGGGUCCGCCGCCCCCACAGCAAGGCCCCCCGCCACCUGGACCGUUCCCACCGCGUCCCCCGGGCCCCAUCGGGCCUCCUUUGGCUCUGGCUCCGCCUCCUCACCUGGGAGGGCCUCCACCUGGCGGGCCACCGCCGGCUCCCCAUGUCAAUCCCGCUUUCUUCCCCCCACCCGGUGGCAAUAGCAUGCCACCUAAUGACAGCAGGGGGCCCCCGGGACCAAAUGACCCAUACGGACGUCCGCCACCCUAUGAGAGAGGAGACUAUGGUCCCGGAGGCCGAGACAUGGAGUCGUCUCGCACUCCUCUGAGCGAGCCAGAGUUUGAGGAGAUCAUGAACAGGAACAGGGCCAUCUCCUCCAGCGCCAUAUCCAGAGCGGUGUCUGACGCCAGUGCAGCCGACUAUGGCAGCGCCAUCGAGACUUUGGUCACCGCCAUCAGUCUGAUCAAGCAGUCCAAAGUAUCGGCAGAUGACCGCUGCAAGGUCCUCAUAAGCUCUCUUCAGGAUUGUCUGCACGGAAUAGAAUCCAAAAGUUACGGCUCAACCAGACGAGAGCGUUCCAGAGAGCGCGACCACAGCCGCUCGAGGGAGAAGAGCCGACGUCACAAGUCGCGCAGUCGCGAGCGCCACGAAGACUACUACCGUGAACGCAGCCGGGAGCGGGACCGCCACCGCGAGAGGGAUCGCGACCGAGACCGCGAACGGGAGCGAGAGAGGGAGUAUCGGCACCGCUAG